AUGCGACAUGUAGACCUCCCUCACAUCAUCACCUCCUUUCCGCCUCCGCCUCCGCCUCCCAUCCUCUCUCGCCCUUCGACGGAUCCAGACUUUUACACGGAUUCCUGGAGCAUCAACGAACCGCUCGACGGGCCGCGCAGCAUGGAUACUGCAGAUCUUCCUUCCACCUCCCUGUGGCGUCCCAUUUCUCCCGGAUUCCCAACAGCUCCAGGAGCGCACAUUGACACGGACUUGUGGACUGGGAUUGAGCCAUUCAUUGGGCCACAGACCAGCCCAGUCAGGAUGCCCACAUUCUCGAUAUCGGACGCCACACCUGCUCGUCAUAGCGUGCAGCGAGUUGAGGACGGAUCCUACAUAGCAUUUGCCGUCGAUGAUGACAUGAUUGCCGAGUCUGAGCUCGCGGAUUCGGUGUUGGCGUCGCCUUUGGGUGCUUUGGGGCCUCGCCGUUAUGUCGGCCUCGUCGAACAAUCAUGCCUGUACAAUGUCGACGGCAAGUGGAUCGAAGUCCUUGAUGUUUACUUUGUUUGCCACGGGCCCCCUCCUGUGGCCGGUGCGGAGAACCACUACUUGUUGAUUGGUCCAUUUAACAGGCAUAUCUCGCCUGAGACCGCUCUCGAAACCGAACAGAUGGUACCGUGGGUAGAUUGUGUUCAAUGCGCUACCCUCGGAAUACGACUGGUCGUAGAGUCAUUUCACGAGUCCGGGCUGAAAUUCAAGUUGAGGGACGAGAGCUUCUUCAUGUUCGAGAAACAAGCGGCAGAACACCUGGUUGAUUUGAAGAACACGCUUGCUAACGGCCUGCAGUCUGAGGAGACGAACAAUACCCGAAAGCUCAUGCUCUCAGAUUAUGCCGUUCCCGCCACGAUCUGGCGCGACGUCCGGUUUCCAGACCAGAAGGACGUUCCUUCGCACGGUGAUAAUUUCCUGUACAUGGGGACGGAACGUAUUGAGAGUAAAGAUGAAGAGCACGACGAAUGCCCGGAGUGA
This is a messenger RNA of Sparassis crispa, 987 nucleotides long. RefSeq lists its product as hypothetical. The transcript has 2 exons. The coding region runs from base 1 to 987 and encodes 328 amino acids. Lineage: Eukaryota; Fungi; Basidiomycota; Agaricomycetes; Polyporales; Sparassidaceae. The record is from RefSeq and is a predicted model, not a curated record.